Molecule: messenger RNA, 405 nt
Organism: Trypanosoma conorhini
Lineage: Eukaryota; Euglenozoa; Kinetoplastea; Trypanosomatida; Trypanosomatidae
Product: large subunit ribosomal protein L9e
Exons: 1
Biological process (GO): cytoplasmic translation
Cellular component (GO): ribosome; cytosolic large ribosomal subunit
Molecular function (GO): rRNA binding; structural constituent of ribosome
Source: RefSeq, a predicted model, not a curated record
AUGAAGAUCAGGGCGCAGGACCGCAUCACGUUCCCGGAGGACGUGGAGGUGUCCGUGAAGGACCGCGUCGUCACCGUCAAGGGGAAGCGCGGCACACUGACGAAGGACCUCCGCCACCUGCAGCUGGACUUCCGUGUGAACAAUAAGUUCCGCACCUUCACCGCCGUCCGCUGGUUCGGUACAAAAAUCAACAACGCCACCAUCAACACGGCGCUGUCGCACGUGCGCAACAUGUUCACGGGUGUGACAAAGGGCUUCCGCUUCAAGAUCCGCUUCGCCUACGCGCACUUUCCCAUCUCUGUCUCCGUGGAGGAUCAGCUUGUGGAGAUCCGCAACUUCCUUGGGGAGAAGCGCGUUCGCCGGCAGCUCGUCGCCGAUGGCGUCAAGGUCUACCGCACGGCCCCU